Messenger RNA from Tilletiopsis washingtonensis, 1533 nucleotides. Its product is annotated as putative glycerol kinase. Gene Ontology annotation, cellular component: mitochondrion. Gene Ontology annotation, biological process: glycerol-3-phosphate biosynthetic process; triglyceride metabolic process; glycerol metabolic process. Lineage: Eukaryota; Fungi; Basidiomycota; Exobasidiomycetes; Entylomatales. Bases 1 to 1533 code for a protein of 510 amino acids. The record is from RefSeq and is a predicted model, not a curated record. Gene Ontology annotation, molecular function: glycerol kinase activity. The transcript is spliced from 10 exons.
AUGCCCGACUUUGUCGGCAGCAUCGAUGCCGGCACCACGUCGGUGCGCUUCAUGAUCUUCAACGAGCGCGCCGAGGUGCAGGCCAGCCACGGCCUCGAGUUCACGCAGUUCUUCGAGCACCCCGGCUGGCAGGACCAGGAUGCGCACGAGAUCGUCGACAAGGUCAACGAGUGCAUCGACGUGGCCGUGCGCCAGCUCGAGGAGAGCGGCAAGGGCAGCAAGAAGGACAUCAAGGUCAUCGGCAUCACAAACCAGCGCGAGACGACCGUCGUGUGGGACAAGAAGACGGGGCGGGCACUGACGCGCGCCAUCGCCUGGCCCGACACGCGCACCACACACACGGUGCGCCAGCUGGCCGAGAAGAGCGACAAAGGCACGGACGCUGUGAAGCUCGAGACUGGCCUGCCGCUCUCGACCUACUUUGCGGCGCUCAAGCUGCGCUGGAUGCUCGACAACAUCCCAGAGGUCAAGAAGGCGCACGACGACAAGAACAUGCUCUUCGGCACCGUCGACAGCUGGCUGCUCUACAACCUGACGGGCCGCAAGGUGCACUACACCGACGCCUCGAACGCCUCGCGCACCAUGUUCAUGGACCUGCGCAAGCAGACGUGGGACCCCAAGCUGUGCGACUUCUUUGGCAUCGACAUGGACAUUCUGCCCGAGAUCAAGAGCUCGUCGGAGGUGUAUGGCACGGUGGCAGAGGGAACGCUGCAGGGCGUUGAAAUUGCGGGCCUGAUCGGCGACCAGAUGGGCGCACUCAUCGGGCAGAAGGCGCUCACGCCCGGCGAGGCGAAGAACACCUACGGCACGGGCGCGUUCCUGCUCUACAACACUGGCGACAAGGUCGUCGACAGCAAGAACGGGCUGCUCUCCACGAUUGCCUACAAGGCCGGCCCCAACGCCGAGCCCGUGUACGCCCUCGAGGGCUCGAUCGCUGUGUGCGGCUCGGCGAUCAAGUGGCUGCGCGACAGCAUUGGCCUCAUCAAGGAGGCCGCCGAGGUUGGCGAGCUGGCGGAGGGCGUCGAGGACACGGGCGGCGUCUACUUCGUCACGGCGUUCAGCGGCCUGCUGUGCCCGUAUUGGGACGACACGGCCUCGGGCAUGAUCAUUGGCAUGACCGGCUACACGGACAAGCGCCACAUCGCGCGCGCUACCAUCGAGGCGGCCUGCUACCAGACACAAGCCGUGCUGGCCGCGUGCGAGAAGGAUUCGGGUGUGCCGCUGGCGUCGCUGCAGGUCGACGGCGGCAUGACCAACUCCGACAUCAUCAUGCAGAUCCAGGCCGACAUCCUGGGCCUAACCGUCGAGCGGCCCGAGAUGCGGGAAACGACGGCGCUGGGCUCCGCACUGCUUGCAGGCGCCGCCAAGGGCCUCUUCGGCUGGGACCUCAGCAAGCCCGAGACGCUCAAGGACGUCAAUGCGGCGGGCAAGCAGAAGUUCGAGCCGAGCAUCUCUGCCGAGCGCCGCAAGGAGCUGCUGCACGGCUGGGAGCGCGCCGUGGAGCGCUGCAAGGCGUGGAACGAGAGCCCGUGA